UUCCUCUAUCUCUUUCUCUUGCUCCACCACUACUACGAUCUCUCCUCCUUUCCUCCCGCAGAGCCCAUGGCUGAUCGGUCCUCCACCUUUCGAGUCUGAAAGCCACCACAGAUUAUUUGCUCGCUCGCUCUCUCUCUCUCUCUCUCUCUCUUCUGGAAUGCUGUGUCCUAAGUUCUAUUGAUCCUUUCGAAAAGAGAGGCUACUUUUUCUAUGCUGUUGGCGGUGCUUCUGCACUUUUGCUUCCCGUGCUACUAUAUCAGAAGAAUGAGCAGUUUCAGCUCCAUCUUUGCUGUUCCCUCUGCAGUUUAGCCAAGAAGACUCCUCUGCAGUUUCCUCCUCUCGUUAUCCUGGACACCUGCUAUGGACUCAGGAAACAGCAGCAGCCUCCAGUCCUCCAGCGGCGGAGACGACGACUUCGACUGCCGCGUCGACUCCCUCUCCGCCUUCUUCCACUCCUCCCCACCAGCCGCCGCCGCCGCCCUCCCGCCUUCCCGGUCACCACCACCACUCUCCUCCUCCUACGACGGCCACCACUUCUUCGACGACUCAUCUCUCCCCUACCUGGACUCCUCAGCCCCGCUCCUUCCCAUCGGCUCCUCCACCACCGCCCCUUGGCCACGCCACCUCAUCCCCAGCUCCUCCAAUUGCAUCACCGCCGCCACCGCCGCAGCAGCCUCACUCGGGGCCCAUCCCGUGGCUACUAGCCUGUUGUCGUCGUCGUCGAUGCAACCACAACUCGAGCAGCCCAUCGGCGCCGCUGCAGCGGCGGCGGCGCCAAGGAGCUCGAAGAAGCGCUCCAGGGCCUCACGACGGGCCCCUACCACCGUGCUCACCACCGACACCUCCAACUUCCGCGCCAUGGUCCAAGAAUUCACCGGCAUACCCUCCCCUCCCUUCUCCGUCGCCUCUACGUCCCCUUUCGCGCGAUCUCGCUUCGACCUCUACUACCCCGCUGACGCGCCUCCUCCCCACUUCCUCCUCCGUCCCUUACCCAAGAAACUCCAAGCUCCUCCCUCCUUUACUGCUAAUCCCAUCUCUUCUCUUCCACCUCCUCGUCCUUUGAGCACCACCAACACUGCUGCUGCUAGUGCCAACACCAAAAUUCCUACUGAUGACUCUAACUACCGGUCACCUUCUCAUGAUCUUGGUCUUGCCGGAGGCCAAAGGCAACCUCUUGUAAGCCACCAAAGCCCCAUCCUCAACUUCCAAAACCUCCUCCAACCCUCACAACUCCAAGCAAAGUACACUCUUCCCGCCAUAGCGGCAAGCUACAACGCAAAGCUGCACAUGACACCCUCAGACGCGUACAAAGCACAUGAGCUCGGCGGUCUUCCGCCAGGGCUUAUCGGGUCCGAAGCAUUGCAUUCGAGCUGGACGGACGGCGGCGCUGAUCUAGCGCACUUGAGGCCAGCCGCCAUCGAUGACUUCUUGGACUCACAACUACGAGUCGGCAGCGGUUGGAAGCCGAACUACUCGGCUUCGGGGCCCCCCUCGGAGUUUACCGGGGACAAGGUAUCGGGGAGCGUCGUGGCAACGAGAGGCGAGGGCAUGGUGGAGUCAUGGAUUCAUUAUUCUGAUUAGGAGAUAGGGAAGAGCGUUGUAGUUAGGUCGAGAAGGAGGACGAAGAAGAGCUCUCGCUGCUUUUUCUUCUAAUGCAUGUGACAUAUGUAGCACCAGUACUGGUGAGUAUACAUGAUUCUCCCUUCUUUGUCUUCUCUGUUUGGUGUGUAGAUAGGGUUUCUCCAGGCCGUUCUUUUCA
Messenger RNA from Musa acuminata subsp. malaccensis (wild Malaysian banana), 1759 nucleotides. RefSeq lists its product as uncharacterized. The record is from RefSeq and is a predicted model, not a curated record. NCBI's taxonomy places the organism in Eukaryota, Viridiplantae, Streptophyta, Magnoliopsida, Zingiberales, Musaceae.